Rhipicephalus sanguineus (brown dog tick) is the source of this 13153-nucleotide messenger RNA. RefSeq names its product E3 ubiquitin-protein ligase MIB2 (gene mib2). The record is from RefSeq and is a predicted model, not a curated record. Lineage: Eukaryota; Metazoa; Arthropoda; Arachnida; Ixodida; Ixodidae. Gene Ontology annotation, molecular function: protein binding; zinc ion binding; ubiquitin-protein transferase activity. Gene Ontology annotation, biological process: protein ubiquitination. Gene Ontology annotation, cellular component: cytoplasm. Bases 735 to 3599 code for a protein of 954 amino acids. The transcript is spliced from 21 exons.
UUCCCAAAUGACGCAUUUUUCACAAACCACAUCCGUUCUUGGAAGAUCGCCAAUGGUAGAUAUGACGAUGUUGUUUCACUUGUAAAGAGGAAAUAACAUAACAAACAAGCUCCCCGCACCCGCACAUCGUGCUCCCCCGCUUCCUCGUGCGCUCGGACUGUUGGGAUUUCGCGACGGCAAGUCUAUAACACCGAGUACGGUUCGUAGUGCUAGUACCACUGCGCGUAAGCCGAGACGCCGAAACCUGAACCGAAACCACCAGCGACGCGCCGUCUAGUACUUCCCCCACUGGUUGCAACAGGGUAAGCACAGUUUUUUCCUUUCGCCGGCCGGCCGCUUUUCCUCGAUUUCCCGGCCCGAAGGCAUCAUUCGCGCGCUGCGGUUUUCAUUUCCAUUCAUCGCGACGCUCAUUUACGCCAGCACACAGGCAUUUCGACGGAAGCAAGCUCCUCUUUUUUUUCCAUUGUGUCCCAGCCUGCGUGAACGGAAGCUCCGUGGUUGGUUGGUUGAGCGUGCUCUAUUGUAAUGCGGGUGUUCCAAACAACAUGGCUUCCUGUUGUUGGCGGCGGCUGGAAAGCUGCGGCUAGGGAUUCGUUUUCUUCCAGUGGCUGUUGCGCGAUGGCAUGCCUGCGCUGUCGGUGUGCAGUGCUGAAGUGAGAAGGAUGGCAGCAAAUGUCCACCCAGACCGUCAGAGGUAGUGACUGCGGGAACUGUGCGCGUGUGAUAGUGUGCAAAUGGCUGUGGAACUUGGUCUGCGAGUGGUUCGCGGGCCAGACUGGAAGUGGGCGAACCAAGAUGGCGGCGAGGGACACGUGGGCACCCUCGUGGAGAUCGGUGAGCCUGGCAGCACCUCUUCGCCAGACCGCACCGUUGUGGUGCAGUGGGACUCUGGCUCGCGUACAAACUACCGCGUCGGCUACCAGGGCGCUUACGACCUGCGUGUAUUCGACAAUGCCCCAGCCGGUAUAAAACAUCCAAACAUUAUCUGCGAUGCCUGCUGUAAGCGGGGAAUCAGCGGCACCCGAUGGAAGUGUAUGCGUUGCUACGAUUUUGACCUGUGUAACCAGUGCUACAUGGCGGACAAGCAUGACCUCACCCACACGUUUGUUCGCUACGACACCGCCGGUUCUGCCGGUGUAGAGAUGCCCAGGCGGCAGGGUGCUGUCAAGGUUCAAGCACGUGGGAUAUUCGCGGGUGCCCGGGUGGUUCGGGGUCCGGACUGGGACUGGGGCAACCAGGACGGUGGCGAGGGAAAGGCAGGCAUGGUGACCGACGUUCGGGGCUGGGAGACCGAGUCUGGCCGCAGUGUGGCAAGUGUCCGCUGGUCCUCAGGUUCCACGAAUGUGUACCGCCUAGGACAUCUGGGCAAGGUGGACCUAAGGUGCAUCCAGGACGUGCCGGGACCCACUUAUUACCGAGACCACCUCCCCGUGCUAGGUAUGGGCUCUUCAUCGGACAGGGCCAUCGUGACCCUAAGAGGUGCGUCAGGCCAGUCACAACGCUCUCCAUUCAGCGUGGGGGACCGGGUGGAAGUACUGCUGGACAUAGAGUCCUUGAAGAUCAUGCAGGACGGGCAUGGUGGAUGGAAUCCCAAGAUGUCUGAGGUCAUAGGAAAAAUUGGCACCGUGCACCGCGUUACCGAUCGAGGGGACAUCAGGGUUCAGUACGAAGGCUCUAACAACCGCUGGACAUUUCAUCCGGAUGCACUUACGAAGGUCGUGAUGUUUUCAGUCGGAGACAUGGUGAAAAUAUGCGACGACCUGCAGAAGCUGAAGGAGUGGCAGGUGGGCCACGGCGAAUACAUUGACGCCAUGAAAGCGUGCCUUGGCAAGCUGGGCAAGGUGGUCAAACUGUACUCGGAUGGCGACUUGCGAGUGAGCGUGGACGGCCAGACGUGGACGUUCAACCCGCUGUGCGUUGUCCCCGUGCCCGGAUCUGCCACCGAGAUCAGCAACACAAUGACUGCCAACACUCGAGAAGAACACGCGAAUCCGCUGCUCAGUCACUUGUUGGCCGAGCAGCAGAGUGACGCCGGCAGCAUGGACCGCCUGGUGCGUGACGCAGCCCAGGGUCACCUGGAAGUGGUGCGCGAUCACCUCGCGAAACACCCGGACAGGGUGAACCAAAAGAGCUCCGGCAAGACAGCCUUACAGGUGUCGAGCCAUCAAGGCCAUCGUGAGAUUGUGGAGCUGCUGCUACAGUGUGGUGCUUCGGUCGAUGCCCAGGACGACGACGGAGACACUGCACUGCAUUACGCUGCAUUCGGCAACCAACCUGCGAUCAUGGAGAUGCUGUUGAAGGUGGGCGCGAACAUCAACGCCGUCAACAGGGCCAAGUGCACAGCCCUGCACGUGGCAGUCAACAAGCAGCACACCAACUGCAUACGAGUGCUGCUCAAGUUCCGCACCAUCCUCAACAUCAACAUCCAGGACACAUACGGGGACACGGCUCUUCACGACGCGAUAGGAAAGGACAGUGUCGACAUCAUAGACCUCCUCAUCAGUGUGCCUGAAGUCGACUUCUCGCUCAAGAACAAGCGGGGCUUCAACGUGCUGCAUCAUGCAGCCCUCAAAGGCAACAACUUUGCAACAGAAAAGCUCCUAUCACGGACGAGGCAGAUCGUCGACAUCAAGAAGGAUGAUGGCUUUGCGGCGCUGCACCUGGCAGCCCUGAAUGGCCAUUACUCUGUUGUGGAGACGCUGCUCACACAGGGCCAAUGCGACGUGGAUGUGCGAAACAACCGCAAGCAGACGCCGCUGCUGCUUGCAGUCAGUCAGGGCCAAUGCGGCAUUGUGGAACUUCUGCUGGGCAUGGGAGCCCAGCUUGACGCACAGGACGAGGACGGCGACACGGCCCUGCAUCUGGCCCUGCUCAAACGCCAGGCCCUGCAGAUCCCCGACAAUGGCGAGGCGCCUGCCACGGCCAUGAUUGCCAGCCAGCUGUCAGCUUCGUGUCCUCCGGAAGUGGAUGGCAGCAGCCUGGCCUUGGCCUGCCUCCUUGUCAAGGAGGGUGCCGACUUGCACCGACAGAACUUGGUGGGGCGGACACCGCUCGACCUCGCUGGCAGUCCUGCUGUCCAAGAGGUGCUCCAGCACUGGAGUACACUCAGGGAAAGCGCAUCAGCACUGACUGUGGCGCCUACACUGGAACCACUCGGUGGUGCAGCGGUGACCGUUUUGUCAGCCGAUGAGCUACCCCAUGUUGCCGAGUGUCAGAUAUGCCUGGAGUCGCCAGCUUCAGUGACUUUUGAGCCGUGCGGCCAUCGGAUGGCCUGUGAAGACUGUAGCGUACGCAUGAAGAAGUGCCUCACCUGUCGCGAAGUCAUCGUCCGCAAACUGGACGCCUCUGGCAAGGUGGUGGCUCCUUCGAGCAGUGGCCGCCAAGGAGGUGCCGGUGGGCCUGUCAGUUUGGAGCGGCUGCGGCAGCUGGAGUUGCGGCUGCAGGAGAUGGAAGAGUGGCAGGGCUGCAGCAUCUGCCUGGAGCGGCGGCGCAAUGUGGCCUUCCUGUGUGGACAUGGAGCGUGCAGUGUGUGCGCGCAGACUCUGCGCAUGUGUCACAUGUGUCGCCGAGCCAUCACCCGCAAGAUCUUCCUCUAUUAGGCAUCGGUGUCGAGGUUCUUACUUUGUCUUUCUCUGGCACCCAAUGUGCACAUCGAAGAAACAGUCGCCUGUCACGCCGUGGCAGUCCCGAGAUUACGCUCCUCUGUCUGUCGUGCGUGUCGGGAAGCAUUGGCGGAACCACAAGGGCACCUGAAAGGAGACCCACUGCCUGCACACUGUGUGAAGAUAGUGCACACUUUUUUUUUUUCUCGCGGUACAUUUGAAAUUGCAGCACUUUUUGGACUUUUGACGUGUCAACACUCUCGCCAGUGGGCCUUGCGUGUCCAUUGCUUCCUUCGGUGUCAUCGCAGUCGGGGCCUUCGCAUCGAUGCAAGAACUGCAGAGUCAUAACUAGCUUGUGCACCCGAAGAGGCUUGUGUCAUGCAGAUGUAACUGAAGUACGCAGGCACGAUUAAAACUGCGCAAACUCGAGCAGCAUUUUGAGAGCUCCUAAACAACUGGUUUCUCGUUGCCACGGCAUGUUGGUGACUGGUGGAGCUUCUGUUUACAUGCAUGACGGAGCAUACAUGAUGCUCCCACCUUUUUCUUUAGAUAUUCAGUGACCCUGCGCUACAUUUCUUGGCACUUCCGCUGCAUUGGUGCAGACGUGUGAAAGAAUUCAUUUGAGAAGCUCAGGUCACAAUAUUGCCGGAGAAGCUUGCGCGUUUGCAAGAGGUAGCCGGCUCGACGCGUUAGCUUUAGUUUUAAAGUUACGUUGCCACUUUUGAGUGGGUGUACAUUACCAACAUGAGGGAGAGAUCUGAUUUUAUCGACUUCAUUGUUUUUUGUAAAUAGUAGUCCGAAGCGACUGUAUUCGUCGUCUUGCCUGUGCAAGUCGAGCUCAGCUCAUUGCUUGCAGUUAGGAAUGGGUAGUCCAGAAUUGUGUGAAUGAUUUACCGAGGUAUAACAGACCGAUCUUGCCGGGACUUUUGUUGAGGUGGCCCUGUCGCAUUGAGGUACUGGAAGACGUACUCCCUGGUAAUAAGAUGCAUGGCAAGUACAUAUAGUGUAUUGCAACCUAAGAAAAUAUGUAAGCUCUGCCCACAGCUGCUGCUGUACUGCCCAAAAACAAUUACAUAGUGUAUACGCUCCAUCCAAUAACGUUCGCCGAUUUCCGUAAAGUCGAGCACUUUUGUGUGUUUAGGAGACGGUUGAUUUCGCCUACAGAUAUACGAUUAUGUUUCUGCUUUCACGUACAAAACUAACGUUCCAGCAGAUUUAAUUCGAGGUUCUGGCAUUAGCGCUCGGCCGAAAAUAUAUUUUGGCCAGAACCGAUGAACUUCUAUUUUCCAAUGUGCCUAGCAUUUGCAUGAGCAGACAGAAAGUACUUGCGCUUCGAACAAAAACCAGCUAGCACGACUCUUGUACAGAGGUUGAGGCAGGCGCACUGUGGUUCUCUGGGCUGAGCUUAUAUCUUGUCUUGUGUUGUAACAUACUGUGGUGUAUUUUGAAGCCCUUAGUUUUGUUUGCUGCAUCUUUACCAACCUUUUCCUCGCUGCUGCAGAGGGCUUGAGGAGAGAGAAUGGGAAGAGAGGAGAAAGUUGUGCAUAGGGCUUGUGUAUUUUGGCUAAAAAGCUAUGGGUAUUACUUUGAGUCAUUACGAAGAAAUUAGAAGGCUGCACUGGCUCUGUAAUAUAUCGUGCUCACUUUUCCCACCCCCUAAAGGUUGGGUCAAUUACUGCAACAUUGAUGGCCUCGGCAUUUUAGCUCAUUGUCGACUUAGAACCUCAAUGCACUGGCCAAAGUCACUAGGACUGCUAAAAUCAGAAAUCUUUACAAGGCAGUUGAGGCGAGAUCGGUCUGUUGCCCAUUUUCUUGUAACACUCGCUAGAGCAAUUGCCGCAUUUGCUUUUGCAUUGAAUGUAUUUUGUCCAUCACUCAUCGAUAGAGAACUAUGCACAUAAUUCAUUAAUUGCUCAUGAUAACUAAUCAUUUUCAUUCUUUUGUGAAGUUUUUUGUUGUUACAUGAAUGCACUCUUCUACGUGUUGUUUAGGUUCUGUAAUGAGUUGUCAGUUUUCUUUGGUGGUUGUAAUGAAAUUCGUGCAUCACUAUUGUGAUGAGCUUGUGCUGGAGUUGGGCGCUUAGGAGUUUUAUUAGUUAAUUUUUGCUGUUAACAGCGGGUUGAUUGGUUGGGCUGCUCAGUUUAAUAUAAAAGAGCGAUCGGAGCAUACUGUCGGGUUGACGACGUUCCAUAGAGAAAAAUUAAGCUGUCAUUGGCUCUUUUCAAACAUAAUGUAGUCCCAACGGCUCACAACUUAGUCAUUGUUAAUGUACACUUUAGAAACACCUGCAGAGAUUUAUUUAAAGAUUUUUCAUUUGUGCACAAGCAGUAGAAGUUUUGUCUUUUCCCAGUUUAAUUAGAUUGACCGUUGUAGCUGCUGUUGCCGUAAGUUUGGUGUCGACUUGUUCUCUGCAGAAAGCUGGUGUUACAAAUAGUACCGUUGAAUGAUGGUGUGAUAAAUGGCCCUGUUCUUUUCUAUCUUUAUGGGCUACGUACUUGAAUUCACUGUAUAUGCCAUCCUUGUUAACCUUUCCUUAUCUUUUUCUGAGCUCGAGAAUUCCUUUGCUAACUGGUAUGUUCAAGCUGUGUUCUUGGUUGUUGGCUCUGUGUGCGAUUUGCUUGACAUUGCGCAACCAGAGCUUGAAGCCAGAGGUGCUCUAGAUGGAACAUACUUUGGGUACCAGUAUUGGAAUAGAAUGUCUGAUUUGCAUUCAAGAUUGCAGAUUGCUGUCGUUUUUAUCUCGCUAAAAUCGGAAGGGAAGCAUGAAAUGGUAGGCUUCUCGACAGAGCAGCAACGAGCAAAUAAUGAAUUUGCUUUUCUCUAGUACAGAGCGUAAGCAACUAAAUUUAAUGCAGCAAUUGUUGAUGGAAUGUCAAUUGGGUGUUUCUUCUUACGUCGGCGGACGCUGUACAUAUGUUUGCAGGGAGAGCCUUGCUGCUUAUUUCCAUAAUGCUUUCUGGACGCUAGUCUGUGUGCGUAAUUUUUUUUUAAAGCACUAGCAGGAUGUAACACAGGAUCGUACACAACCGCAUCUAUUCUCGUGAAUAACUUUUCGUAGAUAACUAUCACUUUGGCCAUAAGCUUCUUUCCUAGUGCCUGCUGCUUCUGCUGGCUGAGCCAAUUUGCAAACGGUGAUGGAAGCCAUAUGAGAAAAUUGCUUCCGUAUAAAAUGUGGACAGGACAGGCCAUUUUGCCAGGCAAAGAGGUUGUCGGUUGAAGUUUUGAUUCGAAUGUAGAGUUUGGUAAAAAUUGGCUGUGUUUAUAGAUGCUAGCAAUCUAGAGGGCGUGUGUAGUAUUGGAACGAAUGUUUCUUGUGGUAUUGUGCCAAGGGCAGCUCUGAAUGCAGGGGAAAGGGCAAGCAAGAGUGUACUUUAUACUACAUUGCAUUUUUUCACCAAGCUUGUAAGUUGAAGGGAAAAAGCUGCGUACUAUAGUUAUUGGUCUAGUCAGCGUUAUUGACGCCCAACAAGUCUUCCACGACAUCCGCCUAUUUGCCGUAGGCAUGAUUUCCUCCUCAUUUAACUUUUAGUAAUGAUUAGUAACGAGAACGUAGUACUUGAUUUAGCCAUAGGUGCAGAGCCGCUUGUCUACUGUGACGCUUUGCCAUCUAUAUUUCAUAGCACAUCCUCUUUGCAUAUCUCUGCAUAUGUGCGAUGCAAAAACUGUAAUCCUGAGUAGGCCAGUGUUGCAAAUCUUCUUGCAGUGCACAUGGACACUUUGGGAGUAUAGACAUUUGCAUUUUGAUCGCAUUUCGUACGAUCAGCCGUAAACACAGAUUACAAUUGUAUCAGACGUUGGACCACAUAAAUGUGUUGUGCCUAAUUUAUUAAUCACUGUAUUUAUUAUUACGCUGCUGUUUCUGUUUUUCACACUGUUGAAGUCAAUAAAGGAUUAUCCUUCAAUCCUCUCAGAAAAAAGGCAUACGUCGUGGCAUAUACAAAUGUUAUAUAUAAUUAAACAAAAUUUCUAGAGUUCUUAAAGGCAAAUUUUUAGCUUCUUAAAGUGAUGGAAUAUAUUCAUAACAUCCCGGCUUUUCUUGUGCACUAAGAGUGGACUUUGCUCAUUAACCCAUAUAUGCCCAGUGUCCUACAUGUAGGAUGCUUCUUAGAUGUGUUUUAAAAUUGCUACUUCUUCGGUGAAGACUGGAGCCAUUUAUAGCAAAUCAAGCAGGUGUCUGCCGAAACAUGUGCUAUAGCCUACACAUUGCCUGCCCUUAAUAUUACCACGUACGGACUACUAUACAUCUGAGCGAACGUGUACUCUUUACGGGAGAGGCCCUGGAGUGGAGGAUAGCCGAAGUUAUUACGCUUUCUUUUUCUUCAAAUUAUUGCAAAAAUCCCGCCAUUCCACCAUUCGUGCUAAAAGUAGUUUGGUAGCAGUGACCAUACUAUUCACCGUAAUUGCAAAUCCACAACUUGAGCUCAGUGCCACGAGCGCUGCAUAACUGUGUGCAAAAAGCGCUGCAUAACUGUGUGCAAAAAGCGCUGCACAACUGUGCUGCACUUACCUGACAGUAAAUAAAUAUUUUGUACAUUUCGUCGAGGGCACAAAUCCCCUUUUCAUGAAUAAAAAUAUUUGUCUGCUCAAUUUUUCCGAGUAUGGGCAUAUAUGGGUUAAGGAAAGUUUUAGAAACUUACGACGUGGCACUUAAACAUGGCUGGUUAUUGUUGAAGAAACUGGGCGCAAUUUUUCUUUAUCACCCAUGGUUGACUACAGUUUACAGAUUACUAUAAGCAGGACAUAGGACGUCGACUAGUUCUUUACUUUAAGCAGUAUAACUAUUUCAGCUUGCAACUGCUCACUUAAUAAAAAAAACUCUGUUUUUUAGUAAUGGGGACCCUCCACACUGACCCUGCGGGAGCAAUGAACAAUUCAAGCAUGGCUUAACAUUCUCCUUUUGUGUCAAUACAAGACUAUAUAAUGCCACGCCUAUUGCCACUCCCACAUGCAUGAUGUCUGAUGUGUUCGGGAGUUUUUUUGUAUCGGCCUUUAUAAAUAGCAGCGAUAAUUGAGUCAUUCCCUAAUUAAGCAAAAAAGAGAAAAGCCUUACUUUUGACAUCGGUACUCUUUCUUCUUUUUUAUUUUUACGAAGUUUAGAACAGAAAACUUGUUGCUCAAGCUCUAGUUCGUAGCAGUCAUUAAUUCUAGAUGGGUAAAAGGGUUGAAAGGUGCCGCUAGUGUUUCGUAGGGCAUGCGUGGUCCUUGCGUGUACUUUUCGCAUCUAUAUAGCUUCAGCCCUCUUGUGAAUGACAGUCCAACUUAUUCUCGCCGCUUUUGAGCGUUUGUUCACUUCCUGUGUUUUGCCUCGAAUGUAGCUUUGCAAGAAGAUUUUACUGCUUUAGAAAGCUUUAGGAACAGUGGGUGGUAAGAGAGCUUAGUGUGCCCGAGGAAUUGGGCUAGUGUUCCUACGCGCGCAGCGAACGGCAACUCUGCUUGAAAUUUCCUUUUCUUCGUACGGAGGGUUGGUAGUGAGCAGCAUGCCUGGGUACACCGUUUCUGAAGCUAGCCACUGAGAGUCGUCAGAAACUUUCCACUCGGUCAUGUCCUCAUUACCAGUGGUUUAUUGUGUGUUAAACAACUGCUUGUGGUGUAUUGAAGACGCAGCAACAGUCUAGGGCUAUAAACGCAAACUCUGAAACAUGGCUGCAGCUGCUGUGGAGCAACCACAGCAUUUUCUGUCCGUUUGUCUUUCGGUGCCUUUUCUUUUUUUUCUUGCUGCGUGGCAAGCGUUGGAGAAAGUAAAUGAAAAGCGUUAAAAAUACGGGCUUUCAUAAAAAGUCUCCCAACGGCCCAAGUUCUUAAAUUCUCUUGCAUCUUAACCCCUUCCACGUACUACUAGCCUUGUCAUGGUUGGUGAAGAACAAGCUUUACUCGAUAAUAUCAAAGCCUCACCCCCACCUUCUUUUUUUUCUUGAUUUUGUAUUUUCCUGUCUCUCUUAUUUCAUUGAGAAACAUGCAUCUUCUGUUUCUCCUCAGUUUCCCCUAGAUAUUUUUUCUUUGAAGGAAAUUACUGCGGGGCUUUUUUGUUGCAACCUUUUUUGCUUUGUUUACUGUCUUGUAAUGCACUAAUUUUGGAAAACUCGUUUCUAUCAAGAACAAGCAUUCGUAUUCCAGUACACUUCUGUUGCUCAUGUAGACUGACUUUUUUUUGCAAUUUUGCUUGUGAUUUCAGUGUGUCUUGUUGGAGCAUAGCAUAUUAUCGGUGCUUUAAUAUGCAGCACUAACAUGACUCGCAUUGAAGCGCCUUUCUUAUGGCUUUAGUACUUCACAGGAAAAAUUUUCAUCUACCCUUUGUAUACUUAUGGUACCUACAUGCAUCUUUCUGUAUUUCGGUGCCAACCGCUUCACUUCAGGGAAACAAAAAUCAUACCAUAAUGUGCGAGAGAGAUUGGAUCCAGGCCACUUUAUGUGAUACAUCGUUUGUUUUUGCGAUUGUCUAAGGCAUCGUAACAUAUCUAAAAAAUGGGUACUAAGGCGGAAAGUGCACGAACAUUGUGUAUUGGCAGUAUUAACGUAUGAGGUGAAAGCAGAGAAUCUCAAAAAGUAAAGAAACAUGCGAUGGAACGAAAAGCAAUAGGCACGACAUUAAGAGAUCGGGCAGAGUGGAUUAGAGAACAAACGGAGGGGUAGCUGACAUUUAGCCGAUAUUAGGAUAAAAAUGUUGACCAGAGCAGGAGGUUAGAUGGGUUGAUAAAAUUAAGAAUUUUUCAGGCAUAAAGUGGAAUUGGCUCAUGUGGGACAGUGCAAAUUGGAGGUCAUUGAAAAAGGCCCUUGUCUUGCAGUGGACCUAAAAGCAGGUUGAUGAUGACAAUACUGCAAGGUGGCCAGAAAAACAUUGCGGUAUUAUCCAGGAACCAAGAGACAGUUGAUUGUAUCUUUCUUAUUUAUGCUUCAGUGGACAUUACCCUCUUCCAAAAACAUCAUCACUAGUGUCAUAGUAAGGCUGUCAUAAUGCAGCAUUCAUCAUUUCUUGGUGUCAUCUCGCGAGGACCCAGUCUAUGGAUUCAUCUAUGUACAGCUGUGAAUAGUAGUAUCUCGUUCAUUAUGUUAGUAAAUUAACAUCAGAUUUAUAAUCUUGAAGUUCUUCCCAGCAUCUUCGACGUUGUUUACCUAACUCGUAAUUAACACGCUUGAUGAAUUUUAUCUUAAGAAUGAGACUGUUUAAACUGACUUUGAGGGAUUAGCAUGCUCCUGGUGCCCUGUCAUUGUUCUGCAAGGAAGGCAAGCAGAAAAAUUUUUGCCAUUCUUCCGUGACUGGGAAAACCCCGGUCACAGAAGAAUGAAAAUGCACGCAGCGCUCCUGUACAUGUUGUUUCCAGGCCUUUCGGGCUACUAAGUGCAAGUUCGCCCAAUAUCUUCUUGACCCUGUGUUGGUUUAAUAUUAGGCUUGUGCGAAUAUUCGAAGCACUUCGAAUAUUUGAACAAAUAUUACAGUAUUCGAAUUCGCUUCGAUUUGAAUUUAAAUUCUUAGAAAUUUCGAAGUAUUCGAAAUAAAGAAGUAUGUGUUUAUUAGUCCGCAUGUAACCCCCUGAUACACCUUUCCAGGAAAAAUCCGCACUGCCGCAAAGCCCCUCUUCAAGGUUAAAUGAACAUAUUACCCCCCACAUCGAUCGUCAUUUUUUAAGUUUAGACGCUUGUUAUACCGGCUUAUAUGCUCUGAGUAUAGUCAAUUUUAAAACGUAACAUAUUUUACAGGUUAUUACUUGCAUUCUACCGAAAUUCAAAUCCUGCUACUAUUCAAAGCUAGCUGCUUCCCCUUCCUUUGAACCAAAAAGAAUUACAUUUGCGCAUGCCUUGUUUCGAUUUUAAAAAAGUAUUGUGCAGGUUAGUUGGGUCAUGACAAAUAUGCUAAUUUUUCUUUAUAAUAUGUGAUAUAUACUAUUUGAAUUCGAUUCGAAAUUAUUCGACCAAAUCACUAUUCGCUUCAAACCUAAAAUUUACUAUUCGCACAAGCCUAUUUAUACAGUGCUGUGCGACAUUGGGGUGUGUGCUUGUAGACAAAUCUGAGGAAUGGCAGCUUCAAGAACAUGCCCUGAAAGCAGGAAAAUGGUGCCCUGUGUGUUUCAGAAUAUGAAACAUGUGGUGGGCAUGCCAGUGCAGUGAUGUGGAAUAUUGAUGACGGUUGCCUGUCGCUUUUAGCGCUGUUAUUGGGCAUAUUUGCCAUUCAAGUGCUGUUUUUGCAAAGACAUAUUCAAGGAGUGGCUGCAUGGCUUUGGCUGCAGCGUCUUUCUUCAUCUUUUCUCUUGCUUUGUUCCCCAAUUUGCUUAUUUGGUAUUUUGGAAUUAGCUUAAGGCUAGUUAUACUACUUAGGGCCAGUACAAAGUAUGCGAGUCGCGCCUGCAUCAGUGCCCCAACCUAUGCAUGCCUGUAAGAUUAGUCGCAUCAGCAUUGGAGCUUCUACGGUUUCCUAGUUUCGGAGCGAUGACCAUAUCACGUCAGAGACGAGAGCACAGUCCUGUCUUAUUGCUCAGUAGAAUCUACAAGAGUUGCCUCCUCGUACGAGUCAGAAGGUGGACCGCUCUCCGUGUUUACUAUAGCGCAGUGUCUGUACAACACUAGCCGGAGCCGCGAUUGGAGCCUUACUGAUAGUCUGAAACCAGGUAGAAAAUAAAAAGGCCGUGCCUACAUAUUUUUACAACACGGCGGCAGCAGCAUUUGACUGGGAGUCAACGUCCCUGCCAAGCUCCUGCACAUAUCUUAGCUUUUGCUGCAGGCGAGCCAAGGCACAGUACAAGGUGUGCCAUGCACGCUUAGUUGUUUACUACAGUAGUUUUUUUUAGCUUUAGUGGGUGCAUUGCACUUUUAUGCAGUAUUGGCAGUGUUUUGACUUCACGCGCAGUUUUUCACAGCAUGCUGCCACAAGUGGUGCGCAUGUAGCAGCGUAGUCCUGAAGCAUUGCUAGUUGAGCGUGCCUGCAGGGGGCACGUGAUAUCUUGCAGGCCGUAGUGCUCUGUCUUCUUCUUUCUGUAAUGAUUGUACUUCUUACAACUCGGUCCAUCUGACUGUUGAUAUUUAAGCAAAGAUGUGCACGUUCACUGUAUCACACCUGCAGCUUUCAUUGCACCUGUGUCAAGAGGUUGAGAUGAACUAACCUGUCUGGCGUACCCCCUCUGCGCAUUCAUGGAAAGAAGUUGUGAAGCGUCUGUUUCUUUUAAGAAUGCCUGUAUGAUCGAAUUUCCCAUGUGUUCAUGUUUCACUUUUGUGCAUUUGGUGCGUAUAUGAUUCAUAGUGUAGCGUUUUUCUGUGUGUACAAUGUUGUCUUGUCUCAUUGAAAUGACAAGUGACACGAGGCUUAUGCCGGAGAGCAGUCGGUGAUCAUUGUGGGGGUGGUCCAGCAGAAAAAGAAGCUGAAAUCUAAAUCAAAGAAGACUUUGUUGAUUGGUUGAUGCAAGUUGUUACAAACACCGCCAUUUUUAUAAUUGCAGUAGCUUAACUCUAAACAUGCCUGUGAAAAUGUCUACAUUGCGAGUUCAAAAUUUUGUUCUAAUGAAAGCAGGCAGGACGUGAUGAGCGUCAACCACAGCAUUUAAUUCAUACGUUUUUCAUUUUUC